AUGCUGUCUUUAAUCACCCUGAAGUUGGGAGUUCUCCUUGGUCUUGCUGCCAUUGUCCCUUCAAUCGAGGCGUCCAGAAAUUCAUCUUGCCGAUGUUUCCCUGGGGAUGACUGCUGGCCCUCGCUUUCGACUUGGAAUGCUUUCAACCAGUCUGUUGAUGGACGUCUUGUGGCCACGGUGCCUCUCGCAACUCCCUGCCACACUCCCGAAUACAAUGAAAAGAAAUGUGAGGUUUUGAAGGAUGGCUGGCUAUUGCCAGAGGAGCAUUACCAAUCCUCCUCUUCUUUCAUGGCUCCAUUCUUCACAAAUGGAACAUGCGAUCCAUACCAUCCCGUUUCCAAGCCAUGCACCCUUGGCAACUUCGUCCGAUAUGCAGUCAAUGUCUCUACGCCCGCUCACGUGGCCAAGACAUUGAGGUUUGCGACUACCCACAAUAUCCGUUUCAUUAUCCGUAACACCGGCCAUGACUAUAACGGUAAAUCAACGGGUGCAGGUGCUCUUUCAGUCUGGACACACCAUCUCAAGGAUAUCGAGAUUAAGGACUGGAACGACGAAUUCUAUACCGGAAAAGCCGCAAAGCUCGGCUCUGGUGUCCAGGGAAUGGAAGCCUAUAAUGCAGCACACACGCAGGGGCUUCGAAUGGUGGGGGGAGAGUGCCCUACUGUCGGUCUUGCAGGGGGAUAUAGUCAAGGAGGUGGUCAUUCUUCCCUAUCUUCGAAGUAUGGCUUGGGUGCGGAUCAGGUCCUCGAGUGGGAGGUUAUUGAUGGUACCGGCAGAUUUCUCGUCGCGAACCGUAAGCAGAAUACUGAUCUAUACUGGGCACUGACUGGUGGUGGUGGUGGUACCUACGGUGUGGUUUGGUCUAUGACCUCCAAGGCUCACCCCGAUAGCCAGGUAUCUGGUUUGAACCUUACCUUCACAACCACAGGUGUUUCUGAUGAUGACUUUUUCAAAGCCGUGGAGCUCUACAACGCUCAGUUGCCUUAUAUCGUGGACGAGGGUGUUAUGAGUCUGAACUUCAUUACUAACAGCUCCUUCUCUAUUUCCCCUAUGACUGGACCCGGUGUCCCUCUGAAGAAGCUUAAGAGCCUUAUCCAGCCAGUUCUUGAUGGUCUGGACAAGCUGGGCAUCCAGUAUACUUAUCAGGCGGAAGAUUUUGAAUCUUAUAUGGACCAAUACAAUGCUCAGAUGCCACUUGUUGAGGUUGGAGUCUCCCAGUAUGGUAGCUGGCUUCUUCCCCGGUCGACCGUCGAGAAAGCUAGCAUCAACCAUCAACUGACAAAUUCUGUUCGGACUGCUCUUUCCUACGGUGCUACAUUCACCACUGUAGCUGUUAAGGUGUCAAAGGAAGUCACUGGCGAUGUUUAUAACGCUGUGAACCCUGCCUGGCGCAAUGCGAUUGCCCACGCGAUUAUAUCUACCGACUGGGAGUUUGACGAGCCAAAGAAAAUGCGUGCGAAGCGGGAAUUGAUGACCAAUGUGUUGGUUCCUAGCCUGAGAAAAUUAGCCCCUGAAUCUGGCGCUUAUCUCAACGAGGCCGAUUUCCGCCAGCUUGACUUCAAGACUGCUUUCUAUGGCAAGAACUACGAGAUUCUGCGCACAAUCAAGGCCAAGUACGAUCCUUUCGAUCUCUUCUAUGGGUUGACUGCCGUUGGCUCUGAUGAGUGGACCGUCUCGGAAAGUGGACGAAUGUGUCGUUCGGCUACCCUU
This is a messenger RNA of Penicillium canariense, 1710 nucleotides long. RefSeq names its product FAD binding domain protein. The record is from RefSeq and is a predicted model, not a curated record. Lineage: Eukaryota; Fungi; Ascomycota; Eurotiomycetes; Eurotiales; Aspergillaceae. The transcript is spliced from 4 exons. The annotation marks the transcript as partial. Gene Ontology annotation, molecular function: FAD binding; oxidoreductase activity.